AUGUAUUUGGGAGAUAGUCACGUCCUAUUGAAUACCUUGUGCUGGUGCUGCCAUCGAAAAAUCUGGUUACACUCUGGGGAGGACUGCUACCACUGCAGAACUGAACCACUUCGGCCGUGA
Pongo pygmaeus (Bornean orangutan) is the source of this 120-nucleotide messenger RNA. RefSeq lists its product as uncharacterized. The coding region runs from base 1 to 120 and encodes 39 amino acids. The record is from RefSeq and is a predicted model, not a curated record. Lineage: Eukaryota; Metazoa; Chordata; Mammalia; Primates; Hominidae. The transcript has a single exon.